CCCAAAAUGGCGUCUCUACUGCAGGAGGACCUGUUCGAGGCCCGCGCGCAGGCCCCGGCCCCCAGCAAGGACUUCUACCAGCUGAUCGUCACCCGGAAGGAGGUAAUUUUCAGAUGGUGGAAAAUCUCUCUUAGAAGUGAAUUUCGUGAAGCAAAGCCUGGGGAACUUAAAGAAUCUCAUGAAUACUUCUUGGAUGAUCCAUCUCUUCAGAUUCAAAUUGCUGUAGUUUUUGGUGCCAACAUUCUGGAACAUAUCUUCAAUCUGUGCCGGGGUAACUUUGACUUCCUGGAACGGCUUCCUGACCCAUUGCUCCUGUACAUCAUUUCCUUUCUGGAGCUUGAAGAUAUUGCCAGGCUUUCUCAAGUUUCACACAGAUUUAAAACGAUAUGCAACUCUGACACACUGUGGGAGAAAAUUGUGCAGAAUUUGUGUGGUGCAAUUACCCCUGAAAUGAGAGCACUGGCACAGGAAGUGGGUUGGAAGCAGUUCUUCUUCACAAACAAGCUUCAGCUUCAGCUGCAGCUCCGAAGAAGGAGGCAGAAACAGAUGAUUGGUAAAUGCUGACUGUUUACUGGCCACCAUGGCAAAUGUGAAAUGUUAAAAGGUGACCAAUGUGUAUCUGGGGUCCAAAAUUUGACCUUCAUUAAAGUGGUUUUAAAUUAGUGAACAUCCUCUGUGGUCUAGAUGUCUAAACUUCAAACAAAUAAGCCAAUCAGCACUCUGUCAUUAAGGGGAAACAUCAUUAGAGACCAAGAACUGAAUGGGUAUGUAUACCAAACUACCCUCUUCCUUUUAGACAGCUGCUUCAGGUCAUGGUUUGGGAACACUGGAAGGAUGCUAUAUGGGUGAAAUUUUCACUGCUUCUGCCUGUGCAGGAAAUUUUGAUGAUAAUGGACUAGAGUUGCCAGUGUUGUGACUCUGGUACCUUUGAUGAGGUCUACAUUCACUUAAGUAUAUUUUCAAUUAUAAAAUAAUAUUUACUAUUGGCUCUUUGCAUUGUAGCACAUCAGUAAUGUUCCUACCAAACACAGCUGACAAAUCCAUUAAGAAAAUAUUUUACAUAGCUUAGAAUUUCAUCUUAAUUGUUGUUAAUUACAACAUUAACUUCAACAAUCCAGAGGUCAAGUAUUAAUAGCCUUAAAUUAUUAAUUAAUGUCUACCAUGUGUUAUUGACUAGGUUUAAAUAUUGAGCAUUUAUACCAAUGCUUGCAUUUUUUCCAUAUAAUGGCCUAAAAGCUGCAUGAUUUACUCAGCUAACUCCCACAAACUUCAGUUAGAGUCUUCUUAAGUAAGGCCUGCAGGAUUUGGCACUGUACUAAUGAUAACAUCACAAAAAAUUAAGGCCAAUAUGGUUGCACUGGAAUGCCUAAAGUUAGUUACCUGAAUUCACUAAAAAGUGGCCUGAUUUAUUUUAUGUGUUGAGCUGAUGCUGAUGUGAGUUCAUAGUAUUCAGUACCUCUGAAAAUCAGGUCAUUUUGUUUAGGUGCCUAAAUAUGGAUUUAGGUGAUUAGUUUUAGGCUCCCAAGUAAAGCCAAAAUUCUCAAGGUGACCUAGUUUAUUUACAACACAAACUUUUAUAAUGCAAAUGGUCCUUAUUCACAAAAGUAUUCUUAUUGAAACCAAGACUUACUUAUUGUUGUCUUAUUGUAUGACUAAGGACUACUCUUGUGAGAGGACUACUCUUGUGAGAGACGGUUACUGGGAUUGGGCCCUUAAAUAUGUAGCUGAUUAUUUGAAACGUUUUAGUAGAGCCAUGUAUAUUUUGGUUAUAGUAAGUAUAGAUAUAAGGAACUUAAUCCUGACCAAAUGCCACUAACAAUUUAUACAAUAAUCUGAGUAUGGCCAUCAGAGUGACUGACGCACUGGUAAAUGAUCAAACUAAGUGUAAAAGGCGCUAAUUACAAUAGCAUGAAAGGCAGUUAGACAAGUUUUGAUCUUUAACUUCUCUAAUUUUACAGGGUGGUGUGUUAUUCUUUAUUGAUGAAGCCUUGUAUUAUCAUUAUAUUAAACAUAAAAUAAGUUGUUAUUCUUUAUAUCUAGUGCCAAUUUUUCACCAUUUUCCCCCUUCUCCAAGGUCACCAUUCAAAGUGAAAUGGUAUUAAAUAUAUAUUCUAUGGAAGUUUUUCUAAUCUUUGUGAAACAUGAAAUGUAUAGUAUACCCUUGGAGCUUAUAGAUAAAUGUGACCAUAUUCAUGCUAUAAAGCUAUUUACGUGCCAACAGUUUGCCAGAGGAAUAUUUUACCUUUUUUUAACAAUCUUUAGUUACUUUUGUUAUAUUAUUAUUUACUUUAGAACAAAUGCCGUAUUCUCUUUGGACCAGAUUCUCAAGUGGUGCAAAUCUGUGUAGCUCCAUUGACUUCAAUGCUGAGGAUCUGGCCCAUUAUUUUUAAAAACUGGUUUAAAUGUCAAGUAUUAAAAAUGCAGUUUGUAAAUCUACUGUAAACUGGUAAUUAAGAAAUAAAAGUUUAGAUUCUACAAAGUGA
This is a messenger RNA of Malaclemys terrapin pileata, 2483 nucleotides long. It is a transcript of the gene FBXO36, whose product is annotated as F-box protein 36. The coding region runs from base 7 to 564 and encodes 185 amino acids. Gene Ontology annotation, molecular function: protein binding. Lineage: Eukaryota; Metazoa; Chordata; Testudines; Emydidae. The record is from RefSeq and is a predicted model, not a curated record. The transcript has 4 exons.